This is a messenger RNA of Musa acuminata AAA Group (dessert banana), 2788 nucleotides long. RefSeq lists its product as uncharacterized. Bases 1409 to 2446 code for a protein of 345 amino acids. Lineage: Eukaryota; Viridiplantae; Streptophyta; Magnoliopsida; Zingiberales; Musaceae. The transcript has 6 exons. The record is from RefSeq and is a predicted model, not a curated record.
AGAACGUCGUCCUAAUAAAGAGCAGAAUCCAAUUCCCAUGUUUCAGGUGAAGCUUCUUUCUUUCUUUUGCUUUUUCUUCCUCUUUUUGGUGGAAGCCGAUCUAAAGUGGAUAAUUGGGCGGCUCGUCGGAUCUGGAUGGGUGGGCAAGGAAGGAGCAGCUCGUGACGGCUCUCCCCCAACUUUUCCUGCUCAUUAAUGGUGGCUUUGGACUCUGUUUCACGUGUCACCCAAAAGGCAUGCAGUAAUACCACUUCACGGGAAAGAUAUGAUUCAUGACGUUCCUUUUCCGCUCUUCUUCUCACGUAGCCUGUAAUAUUACACCGAAGUACUAAAAUAAAAAUCAGUUUAAAACAUAAUUGCGGUGAGCGUGGAUCGAACACGCGACCUUCAGAUCUUCAGUCUGACACUCUCCCAACUGAGCUAUCCCCGCUUUGUGAUUUGCAUUGCUAUGUAACCUAUUUAAGGUUUAAUAAUAUCUAUCAAAAAUCCGAGGUAAAAUUUAUAGCAUAAAUAACAAAUUUCACAAUGAAUAAACAGUUUAGGCAAUUAAAAUUUCAUGUAGAAGAAGAGAUGCUUCUUUUCCCACUAAGACUCUUUACAAUCGUCCGUUCGGCCUGUGGAACUCAACAUUGGGCCUCCAGACUCUGUAUCGGGCCUCUUUCAUGGCCUUAUUUGGUUUACGAAUCUGGCAAUGUUUGCCAUACUUAUGAGUCGAUUCUUAUCCACGAACUGGGUGGACUUGCUGACGUCGAUGAAAUCCGACACGAGGCACCGACCGAAUUGCAGCACGAGACGGAUGGAUCCCACGUGCGGGCGAGAUCGAGGCCCAAAUGUAUCCGUGGAUUGCGUUUGAUGGAAUUCCCAUAGAAGAUUCAGAAAUCUAGGCGUUUGGCAGGGGAAUGACUAUUUGUGGUCUGCUGUUUCCAGUUGACCGAUAAAGCCGCGUGAUACGAUCCUAAUUCCUCUUUCCUCCACCAAAUCCUGCAAUUGAAUUCUUGAUCAUCGAAAGCCCCCAGUUGUUAAUGAUGCCUUCAGCGUAAAAGCCUGCUUUGGACGAACAUUUCCUAUACUUAAAAAGCUCCCCUUCUCCUCGUUUUUCUGUUCUCUUUUAGCCUUCUCCUUCGCCGGGGGCGCAACGGUCGGAAACCGGAGGAAAGAGAUAGAGAGAAGCAAAGAAAAUAUAGAAAAAUCAGCUUUUGAUCUGGUGAGAGCAAAUGAGAAGCAGGAAUAGGAAGGAGAAGCCAACCCUAAGCUUGAGAUUUGGUUCUCGACGGCAGAAGAAGGGGAGUCGAGGGAAGAGAUCGAGCAUAAAAGUAUGGAGCCGCUGGUAGGAGUGGUGGCAUUUCUUGUCCGGUUCCUUUUUUCUUGAAAGGAUUCGUAGAAAGAGGGGAAGGGGAAAAGGGGAAAGAUGGUGGUGGAUGACUGCUGCUUUUUCAACAAGGAUUCACUGGUCACAAAGCCUUCAAAGAAAUAUCCACUUGUGCUGUGGAUGGCAAUAUUGGGGUUGAUCAUGAUUAGUGGCGUCUAUAUAUUCUCCCUAUGUCUGAAACUAAGAGUGUUUGUAGUAACCCCAAAUCAGUGGAAGGGGAAAGCGACAAAGCAAACCUGUCAUGAUCUUCGCAUCCCACAGUCUGAGCUUCGUUAUAUGCAUUAUCCAGAACCGACUACUUAUAGUAGGAAAGAAUGCACUUGCACACCAGUUCAGUUCUUUGCUAUUCUAUCGAUGCAGAGGUCUGGGAGUGGAUGGUUUGAAACAUUGUUAAACAGUCAUGUUAAUGUCAGCUCUAACGGCGAAAUUUUCUCUGUAAAAGAAAGGAGGGUUAACAUUUCAUCCAUCACGGAGACACUGGACAAAGUCUACAACUUGGAUUGGUAUAGUAGUGCUUCUAAAAAUGAAUGCACUGCAGCUGUUGGCCUCAAGUGGAUGCUUAAUCAGGGUCUCAUGCAGCACCACAAAGAGAUAAUCAAAUACUUCAACAAGAGGGGAGUUUCUGCAAUACUUCUGUUCAGAAGAAAUCUACUUCGUCGUUUAGUUUCAGUACUUGCAAAUUCUCAUGAUCGGAAUGCCAAGCAACUAAAUGGGACCCAUAAAGCUCAUGUACAUUCCAAGAACGAGGCUGAUGUGCUCGCAAGAUAUAAGCCUACGAUCAACACAACUUUGUUGAUCCCGGAACUGAAGCUUACAGAUAAAUGGGGUGCUGAUGCUCUGGAACACUUCAAGAGCACCCGCCAUAUUCGGCUCUACUACGAGGAUCUUGUCCAUAACAGCACCAAGCUGAUGGAUGUCCUAGAUUUUCUAAGAUUGCCUCAACAAAUGCUUUCCAGUCGUCACGUAAAGAUCCACAGUAAGUCAUUGUCUGAUCAGAUUGAGAACUGGGAUGCUGUCUACACUGCUCUGAAGGGAACAGAGUACGAGAGCUUCUUGAAUGCCGAUUAUCAAAUUUAGCAAGGUAUUAUGAGCAGCUCUGUUGUUGUAAAUAACUUUUUUUUUUUUAUUUUCUUCUUAUACAAGCGGCUUUGACACCGGCACAGGUGUGGUUAGGCAAAUUUUUGUCCUUCCAUUCUAACAGAUUUCUUUCAAAGGUUUCUUGAGCUGUGAGGUCUACUAAUCUGUAAAUCAUUCCAAUUCACAUUCAAAGUUAAUGAAGAUUGGUAUCAGAUUUAGGUGCAUAUUAACUUUUUUGCUUUCGGGAUGUUUCCUUCGAACUGGGAUGAUUACUUGUUUGUACAACAUGUAACAUGGAUUUUUGUGUAAUCGAGAAGCAUUAGUAACGGGCUCUUUAAUCUA